CCUCCUUCAUCCCAUAGCUGUCAUCCUCAGCAGUGCUCAGACGACGGCUUAAUACCAAACGCCCGGAUGAGAGCAGCAGCAGGCGACAUUCACGGCAACAUGGUCGCAUGACUCUUCCGAGUCGAGGGCAACCAUUCCGGGGGGACGACGGCCACUGCUGGAAUCUGUGACAUUUUCGACGCAACCCACGGAGAAACGGUUCUGGGAAAAUACAGGCAGCGAUAGAGGCGUGGAGGCGGAGAGAGAGUAACGGCACAUUUCCCCCCUUGUGGUGUCCUAUUUCGUUGGUGAAGGAUCGUGCAGACUCGCUGCCUCACACUAAGCUAUGGAAUGCUCCCUGCACCCACCAUCACUAGUCUCCAAUCUUUGGACUGAGCUUCAGACGCUUAGUUAGCGGCUGUGCUUCUCCCCUCAAACUCUUUAUAACCAGGGGACGAAGAAAAGGAGCGGACUUACCUUAAGUCCUCCGCUAAAAGCGCACAGAGCACUUCUUUUUUUUUUUCAAAAAAAGAAUAUUUAAGCUAGUUCUUUGUUUUUCUCCACUUGGAUUUUUUCCCGUGAAGUCACAUCAAGAUGGAUCUGGAGGCGUAUCUGUGGAUGGUGAUCCUUGGCUUCGUCAUUGCCUUCAUACUGGCUUUUUCAGUGGGCGCCAAUGAUGUGGCCAAUUCCUUUGGUACAGCGGUGGGGUCCGGCGUGGUCACUUUGAAGCAGGCCUGCAUCCUGGCAUCGAUCUUUGAGACACUGGGCUCAAUGCUGCUGGGGGCCAAAGUGGGCGAGACGAUUCGAAAGGGCAUCAUAGACGUCAGCCUGUACAACGAUACCGUGCCUGUGCUCAUGGCAGGGGAGGUCAGCGCCAUGUUCGGGUCGGCAGUGUGGCAGCUAAUCGCCUCCUUCCUCAAACUGCCCAUCUCUGGAACUCACUGCAUUGUUGGCGCCACCAUCGGCUUCUCCAUGGUGGCCAUCGGCACCAAAGGCGUACAGUGGAUGCAGCUUGUCAAGAUCGUGGCAUCAUGGUUCAUCUCCCCCCUGCUCUCUGGACUCAUGUCUGGACUCCUCUUCCUGCUCAUCAGACACUUCAUCCUCAACAAGGAUGACUCUGUCCCCAACGGCCUGCGAGCGCUGCCCCUCUUCUAUGCCACCACCAUUGGGAUCAACACAUUCUCCAUCUUGUACACUGGAGCCCCAUUGCUCGGGUUAGAGAUGCUGCCAGUGUGGGCCAUUUUCCUCAUCACUUUAGCUGAGUCGCUGAUCUGUGCAGCUUUGGUCUGGAUAUUCGUCUGUCCCUGGAUGAGGAGGAAAAUAGCAAGUCGUUUAAAGAAGGAGCAGGCUCUGUCCAGGAUCUCUGACGAGAGUCUGGACAAGAUACCUGAAGAGGAGGAGGAGAGCCCCGUCUUUAAAGAGCUACCAGGGGCCAAGGGCACAGAUGAGGCCGUGUUGCCGCUCACCGGGGGCAGCAGUGAUCGGAACACCCGUGACUCCAGCGGAGAGCUCACCAGCCUGGCUAAUGGAGGCAACGUCCUGCCAAAUGGCAGGGUGUAUGGCCGGACCCACUCGAUGACCAACGGCUGCCUCAAGUCUCCCAUCUCUAAUGGCAGCUUCAGCUUCGACGGCCACAUGCGCAGCGAUGGCCAGGUGUACCACACAGUGCACAAGGACUCAGGCCUGUACAAAGACCUGCUUCACAAAAUCCACCUGGGCCGCAUGGAUGACAGCGAUCGCUCCGGCUCCAACGCCGGCCCGCCAGACAACAAUUAUCGCCUGCUGCGGCGCAACAACAGCUACACCUGCUACACAGCAGCCAUAUGUGGCAUGCCCGUCCAGCCGCUCAUGCGCACAGAGUCGCGCGAUGACAGUGAAAAGCUGGUAGGAGAGGGAGGCGGCAGGAGCAACAGUGUGUCCUACUCCAAGAAGAGGGUACGCUAUGACAGCUACUCGUCGUACUGUAACGCUGUGGCGGAGGCUGAGAUCGAGGCAGAGGAAGGUGGGGUGGAGAUGAAGCUGGCCACAGAGCUGGAGGGGGUGGAAGAAGAAGGGGCUCCAGCUCCGAUGCCUCUGGACGACUUGGCCGAGGAGGACCAUGAGGAGAAGGAUAAGCCUGAGGUGUUCUUGCUCUUCCACUUCCUACAGAUCCUCACCGCCUGCUUCGGCUCCUUCGCCCACGGAGGCAACGAUGUCAGUAAUGCCAUCGGGCCCCUGGUGGCGCUGUGGAUGAUUUACGACCAGGGCGGUGUGAUGCAGGACGCUGCCACUCCCAUCUGGCUGCUGUUUUACGGUGGUUUAGGCAUCUGCGCCGGUCUGUGGGUGUGGGGCCGCCGUGUCAUCCAGACCAUGGGCAAAGACCUGACUCCCAUCACCCCCUCAAGCGGAUUUUGCAUUGAAGUAAUGAGUGCGCUAACAGUGCUUGUUGCAUCAAAUGUGGGCAUCCCAAUAAGCUCCACCCACUGCAAGGUGGGCUCAGUCGUGGCUGUUGGUUGGAUCCGCUCCCAGAAGGCGGUGGACUGGCGCCUCUUCAGGAACAUCUUCCUGGCGUGGUUCGUCACAGUGCCCGUGGCUGGCCUGUUCAGCGCCGCCAUCAUGGCCCUGUUCGUCUACGGCAUCCUGCCCUACGUCUGAGGGCGCACGGCUGGGAGGGAGAACAAGAGGAGGAGGAGAGAGUCAGAGAAAGAAAGAAAGAAAGAGAGAGAGAGGGAAACUUGGGUAAAAAUCAUAGCUCGAGUGUCAGGGGUGCAGAUGAAAGGAAAUGAAGAGGGAGAAAGGGUGACGUGGAAGAGAUGAAGCUGCAGAGGUUACAGAUGGACUUGGUUGUACUGUGGAUGUGAGGAGGGUUGGUUCAUAUGCUGCCUGGCUCCGUAGUCCAGAGAUCUUUUUUUGACUCAUUUGAGUUUCUGAUCGGUUUUUAUUUAUUCUCUUUUUUUGGGGUGCAUAAGAAGGCGUGUAACCAACGUGUUCACCGUACCAUUCAAUCUGCUGUACAUAUGACAAUAAUAAGGAGAUUUCCAGUAACUCUUAACAAGAAUUAUGUUUGUUUGAGAAACAGUGGCGGCCAUUUCCUGUCUCUUCAUAAAAAAAAAUUAAAAAAUCAUGACUUAAAAAAAAAUAAAAGACAGCACACGACUAAAAAUCAAACGGUUAAUCCUGCACACCUAAACUGCAGUAAAACUUGAUCGUUCUGCCUCCAGUCUCAGGCAGCAACGUCUGUCAAGUGCUCAUUAAUAUUGUUCCAAAAUGCCAGAAAAAAACCCUGUACAUAUUGUUGUAUUGGAUUGAGUGUGAUUUGUUGUAUUGCGGCUUGCUUUAAAGUUACAAAAAAAAAAAGAAGAAAAGAUGUGCGUGUGGUAAACCAACCCAUCCAUCAUGUCACCUUUAACAUGCUAGCCAGGUACAACUAGGGCCAAACAGAAAGGACGCCUCAGAGAGGGGUGGUGGGACUGUCACUCUGCUUUUUUUUUUUAUCGUCCACAUGAUACCACAGAAACCUGAUUUGCUAAAGAGUUGAUUUUUGUCAAGAGCUCCUGUAUGUUUUUAGAGAUGGAUCUCAUAUUUUUUAAUGAUGUAAUAUACUGUAAUUUGUACUGUAAAUACUGUCCUUAAAGAGUUCGGGGGGGUGGGAGGGGGGGUCAUGGGUUGUUUUUAACAUAGUAAGGGAGGGGGGGCUCUUAACCUCUUCAUGAUGUCAUAAUAUAAAGUGUGGUUCAUCCCAGUACACACACAUACACACACACACUAAGAACACACAUACGUGACAAGCUGCUGUUUUGGGAGGUUGGCAGAAGUAUAUUGAUCAGAAAACAGUAUUUAGAUUUAAAGUAAUGGACCCGUUCUCAACAGAGGAAACAGAGUCUUAAGGAUUUUAUCGGAUCAGUGAAUUCAACAGUAUUUUUCAGUAGUUUUUAAGUUAAAGGUUUCCCCCUUGAGAAAAUACUUUAAAUUAGGGCUGGGCGAUACGGAGAAAAUCAAAUAUCACAAUAUUUUUUGACCAGAUACCUCUAUAUUGAUAUUGCGAUUUAUUGUAGAGUUGACCAUCGGUGCUUUCACAAAAUAUAAUAAUCAUCAGUAAUGUGGAUCUAAAUUAUAGAACAGCUAGAAUAGUCUGUAAUGCAGCCUUUAAAACAAAGGAAAAGACAACACUUAAGAUAUUACGAUAUCCAAAAUCUAAGCCGAUAUCUAGUCUCAUAUCACGAUAUCAAUAUAAUAUCAAUAUAUUGCCCGGCCCUAAUUCAGAUGGCGACAUUUAAGAGAUUUAGGCCACGCUCAGACUGCAGGCAAAUCAGAUUCGUUUCUCAAUUUAGAUCUUGACACUAACUGUCCGCACUUUGCAAGUCAUCUGAUCAGAUUUUUGUGUCCAGACAUCACCAAUCUAUCUGCACUGGUUGCUGUGGUAAUGAUGUAGGCAUCAGGAGCUACACAGCAACCCUGAUGAUGCGGCUGUCCAACAUGGAAGCAUGAGAAGUGGAGGUCUAUCAAUUCGCCCUCUAAACAGUUAAUAUCGAUGUCUGUCCACUGACUGUUGCUCCUUGUGUUGAACUUAGCCCAGCGCCUCACUCUGGAUUUGAUGUUGUCAUCCUGUGUUGCGUUUAGAGACACUUUGAAAUCCGAUCCGAGCAUCCACAGUGUCCCGACUGAGAUGCAUCUGUAGAAAUCCAAGUGGAAUAGCAUUGCAAACCACCUUCAAAUGAGUUUCGGAUCAGAUUUGCAGAAGUCACAUUCAUGUGGUUUGUUGCUGACCACACUUCCUUAAAUCAAUCUGGAUGCAAUUUUAAACUAAAUGAUUUUGGCCGGCAGUCUGAACAAGGCCCGAGAGUAUGAGGAGGUUAAUGUGCAGCAGAAGCCAAAACACUAAACUGAACAGAGACAAAAACACACUCAUAAAGUCCCAUGAAACGUUCACAUAUCUUCAUCCGUUUGCCUUUGUUUUCAUAUAAAGAGCUCAGCUACUGGAGUCGUUUCCUCAUAUUGAAGGCUCCCUGCCAAUGACAGACCUCUACACUGUCCACGUUCGGGUCAUUUCAGAUCUCCCGCCCUGUUUCGCCGCUCGGAUUACAAGUCUUAGUCCAGGGUCCAUCUGUGUCUGUAGCCCUGAGCCUCGGUCUCACACCCCUGGUCAGCCUUGUCGAGUCAGACGGCGAUUAUGUGUCAUAUCAGAACAUGUUGUAUUAUAACUCAGCCAGUUAUGCAGAGGUGGAACGACGGGGGGAUUCAACCCCGGCCACACGUGUAGCUCCUCAAAAAAAAUGGGCUGGUUGUUGUUUGAAGUGUAGAAGCAUUUAGUCUAUUGAUCACCUGUGUUUCAAUAAGUGCUGAAGGUUAGGUAGAUAUCAUAGGGUCAAGUUGAGGGUGGAAUCGGAGCCCAGUUGGAGGCUUCGAGGUCGCUCAUGUCAGCAAAAUAUCACAAGACUUCUGUCUUAGGAUCAUGAUGUUCGAACGAGAUGGUAUCGGGGGCGGGGAUAGUACUGAUCAUCACCAGCUUUUUAACAGGGUCAGCCGACCUGUAGAUGAACAAAGCUUUUUUUAUUUGAACAAACUCGAUGCCAGGUGUUGCAAGGUUUUUGUUUUGUUUUCUUGUUCUUGUGGUGUGUUUCCUAAUUUCAUUUUUUUGUUUUCUCAUGAACAAAUCUAUGCUUAAGUAGCCACUUGCCUUGUAACAUUGUGUUUUACUUUGUGCAGAUACAGUAAAAUAAUUAAGUACUGUGGUGUUUACAUCGUAACCAUAUUGUAGAGAAAAAAAAUAACUGUUGCCUAAUGAUGCCAAUGAAAGACAAAAUAUUAACCAUGAAUUUUUAAGUGCAAGUAAAAAAAAAACCUGAAGUGUCUAGAGAGAGAGAACGAGAGCGAGAGCAAGUGUGCGCGCGGUGACUUGUUUUUUGUCGUAGCAGUAGUGCUAAUCAUGAUCCCUGUCACUUUACACUGCUACUACAAUGCGUUAACACUACAUGUAUGGGUGCAAUUCAGUAAUGAAGAGAAUGACUUAGAGAAAUUUCAUCAAGACUAUAUAUUUUUCUACCAUAUCUUAGUUUUAACCUGGGUGAGCUUCCAGACACUUUGGAGGACACACUGUGGGGGUCGAUGGGAAACUGGAAAACAGGGACUAGCUGUUCUAAGAUCUCUGUGAUACUGAGAAACUUAUGACAAGAGUGUCUCGCCUCACUGGUGCCAUGUGCCACACUUCCUGUAAGCCCAGUGUGUUCUUCUAACAUGUAGAUUGAUGUGUCGGUUGCCAAUAGAUCAGAUUUUUAAAUUACCAUUUUUAUUUUUGAAUUUUAGAUGUAAAACACUUUGUAAUUUUGUUUCCCUACUGCUUUCGAUCAUGAGCUGUGAGAGCAGGACGGCAUCUUGCUAAAACCAGGACGACUGCUCACUGGAGGCGAAAAUCUAGAAGCAAAAUAUCUCUGUAGCAGAGAAACUUUAAAUCUUAAAACUUGGUAACUGAUAACUGGACUAUGAGGACUUUUGUUUCCUUGUUUUGGCAGGUAACCACUCUUGAAGCUCAUUCCCUUUCAUUCUUCCGCAGGGUGUGUGUUACACAGGGGGCUGCGCAGGGCCGGUGUGUUCAAAUGCUCUUUGUACUGUGGUACAGCAAAGAUGGAGGAAAUGAAUUUUAAAGUCUCGGAAAAGAGGUUGAGCCUUGUUUCCCAAAACAUCUACAGCCUGUAGAAGAUCAGAUGAGUCCCUGUUGUCUUCAAAGCGAGCCAGUUUAGCUAACUUUAAUAUAAAAUGCACAUUUUAUUGUUUUACAGAGGGCAAUAAGCUAAACUGAACAGGAAAGUUAAAAAAAAGUGGCUUCUUUCUUUGUUCAUAUUCUAAACCAUCUACUGGAUUUUAAGAUAUAUGGCAUUUAUUCCAAGGCCAGAUUCCCUUUCUUGCAGUGUAAACCAAAGUGAAAAUAAUUUGUGAAUCCACUCCAAAUUUUAAUGGGCUCUUUCUUGGCCCAUGCGACACCCUUCCACCAAGUUUCAUAAAAUUUGGGUUAGUAGUUUUGCUGUAAUCCUGCCAAACAGACAAACUGAACCAAAAACCUCCUUGGUGGAGAAAAACUACAGCUCCCAUGAGUCUUAGCCACAAGUGCACAGUUUAAACCUUGUUGUUGAAUGCCAAUAAAUCCAAAUGUGUUUAUUAUGAUUAAAAUUAUAUUUAAUUUAGAAUAUGGACAAAAGACGCUGAUGAAAGUUAAGUGAGCAAUCACAUGAGUCUGAACCCACUCUCCUCAUGUUGGAUUAUGAGGUGAACUGGACUGAGGUCAGCCAGCACGCUUCAGACAUCAUGGUCGUGCUGCGUCACCGUGCUCUGCAGGGCCGCCCUCGUGUAACUCACACUCUCAUUUUUUUGUUUUUCCAUGCAUUCUCAGUCCUGAUAGGCCAAAAGGGAUGCACUGCUCAAGAUAGGGAGGGAAAGUGAGAAUGGUCUUCUGGUGACAGCGUUAAACAUAUCUGAUAGUGACGGCUCAGAAUGUCUCAUCAAAUUUUAAUAAAGCAACCAAUGCUGCACGGCAGAUAUUAAAGUAGCAUUGAUAUUUGUGUAUUAAAGCCCUGAAAUCUGACUUAUGUCUUUAUAACUUUAAGUAAUUAUAAUUAAAAUGAAAAUUUGGGAGCUUUAACAUUUGAAGUGUUUAUUCAAAUGCUUCUGAUUGGUGCAUGGAAAUAUGUGACAUCACCACUUUAAACCAGUGUGAAAAGCACAAAAACACAUUAAUCUGUCAUGUAAAGUGAUGAAAUCUGUUGUAACGUGCAGAAAAUGUGUACUCAUUUUGGACACAAUUGCUCAUAGUAAGACUGUGAUUGAGAAAAUAAGUUUUACAGGGCCUUUUUAAAUGAGCAGACCUCAUUAUAUUCUCAAUUAUAGAUAAAAAGGAAAAUUUAUUGAUACAUUUUUAGUUAAUAUUGUAUCCCAAAAGCCAAUAAUUCCAGUAACUGUGCCAGUAAAAGUAAUGUAAUCUAAAUAAAUAAGGGGUUAUGUAUGAGCGCAGCCACUAGAUGGCGCAGUCUGACACUUUUCCUCCCUAUAGAGAGGGACAGCAUGUUAGACCAGUCCGUUUCAGCUGACCAGUAUCCAUUGACCAAUGGUGUGAUUGCCAUUGAGGGAGUUACUGUGCUUCUACCGCAUUCAAACCGUCUCGUGACCUCUCCGUAGAGAAAAAGUAGGGAAACAGAAAGGUGCCAUUUCUUUCUCCCUGAAUGUGCAAUACAAGCUGUCUCUUGUGAAGGUGCAACUACAUCGCUGUCACUCUGUGGUCGUGUAGCUCCACCUGCCCUGGUGUAAUAGCGCCCUCUCCUGUAUGUACGGAACCAAGCGCCACCUCUCACACACACAGGUGGAGGGGCAUCAGUUCAGACCUUCAUCUGGAUGUGGCGUGCUGUCUCUAGUUUUCUGGUCUGUUGUGUAAUAGAAUGUGCUCCUUGGCUGGCCUGCAGGCUUUAAACAGCUCUGUGUUGUCUUUUUACUGUUUAACUGCUAUUUAACUGUCCAGUCCUUCAAAAGUUUAAAAAAAUAUAAAAUGAUAAAUAAAUAAAUAAAUGAAUAAAAAAAAAAUCAAA
Messenger RNA from Epinephelus moara (kelp grouper), 8528 nucleotides. It is a transcript of the gene slc20a2, whose product is annotated as solute carrier family 20 member 2. The coding region runs from base 574 to 2613 and encodes 679 amino acids. The record is from RefSeq and is a predicted model, not a curated record. Gene Ontology annotation, molecular function: phosphate transmembrane transporter activity. Gene Ontology annotation, cellular component: membrane. Gene Ontology annotation, biological process: phosphate ion transmembrane transport. Lineage: Eukaryota; Metazoa; Chordata; Actinopteri; Perciformes; Serranidae. The transcript has 11 exons.